Molecule: messenger RNA, 2342 nt
Organism: Hevea brasiliensis (rubber tree)
Lineage: Eukaryota; Viridiplantae; Streptophyta; Magnoliopsida; Malpighiales; Euphorbiaceae
Product: RNA polymerase sigma factor sigC-like
Exons: 7
Coding region: 217-1860 (547 amino acids)
Biological process (GO): DNA-templated transcription initiation; regulation of DNA-templated transcription
Molecular function (GO): DNA-binding transcription factor activity
Source: RefSeq, a predicted model, not a curated record
AUUCAAUCAGUGGAACGUCAAGAGCUUUGUAGUUUUGGGCGCUUUCCUAGUGACACUUGUAGGCUUUGGGACACAUUUUGAAGAUGAAGAACCGGUGGUGGAGAGGUGACAACCCAUUCAAUGCCACUAUUUCUUUUCUUGCUAUCAAGUAUCAACCUUUGAGCACUUGAUGGACUCUCUUUCUUUGCAUUCUUUUCGCCGGAGAAUAAUACCAAAAUGGGUGUGGGUUUUAGGCCAAGUAUCAAGUGCGGUUUUCCAAUUCGCUCUGUCCUCAAUUCACCAUCCAGGCUCCCUUCUUCUUCUGUUAAAGGCAGGGAGGCUUCUUUCAACCUGACGAGGCUCUCUUUUCUGUCUGUUAUUUCUGAAGAGGGUGACAUUUUGUAUAGAGAUCCUUUCAAGGCUUAUGCUUAUUCACCUGCAAUGCAAAUCUUAGAGAAUGGGCAUUCUCAAGUGGAAGGAGCUAAGACGAUUUUUGAGAAAGGAUCUCAUAACACGAUUGAUGAUGCUGAAGUGUUGUCUGUUAAAUAUGACAUUCUUGUUCCCUCUUCAAGCUCAAAAGAGAAGAAUUCAAGGUUUAGUUUGUUAUUGGAAAAUCUUAAUAUCUUAGAGGAGUCUUUUGCUGAUUCUGAUGCACUGAAUUUGGAAAGGGAUAUUCUGCUACAAUUAGGAAGACUUGGAGCUCUAAAAUUAUUCAAUACAUGCCUGAGGAGGACCCUUGCUGAUGUUCCUACUGAAAAUAUUGGAGAGUGUAAAAUUAAUAACGCAUCAAAUGAUCUUGUAAAUGAAGUCAUUAUCCGUUCUGGGAAAAAGCAAGAAAGAAAAUCUAGAAGAGAAAGAGCCUCCUCAAAAAUUGGCCGUCUUGCUUAUUCUUUGUCACUGCCUUCAGAACACAUUCAAAAUGGUCCUGGAAAGCCUAUUUUUUCCUCUGCUAAAAAAGCAUCAAAUUUCAAGAGUAGAAGAUUGAUAAUUGCUAGAAAUGAGGCGGAAAUGUCCAGGGGAGUUAAGAUGGUUUCAGAGUUGGAGAAGAUCAGAACAACUUUGGAAGAGGAAACUGGACGAGUUGUCAGUUGGAGUUGCUGGGCUGAAGCAGCUGGACUUGACAUGAAGGAGCUACAGCAGCAGGUGCGUUUUGGUUGGUAUUGCAGAGAUGAGCUCAUCAGGAGCACUCGCUCUUUAGUUCUGUACUUUGCCAGAAAUUAUAAGGGUAUGGGAAUAUCCUUGGAAGAUUUACUUCAGGCAGGAAAUCUGGGUGUCUUGCAAGGUGCAGAAAGAUUUGAUCACACAAGGGGAUACAGAUUUUCGACAUAUGUACAGUACUGGAUAAGGAAAUCAAUGUCAAAGAUUGUGACACGACAUGCUAGAGGGAUUCAAAUUCCUUGCGUAUUAAGCAGGGCAAUAAACCAGAUACAAAAAGCUCGAAAAGCCCUUAGCACCAGCUAUGGGAAACAUGCGGAUGACAGCGAAAUUGCCAAGUUCACGGGUCUUUCUUUGGCUAAAAUUGAAUCAGCUAGUAAAUGCCCUAGAGUUGUGGGUUCAAUUGAUAAGAAAAUUGGAGAUGGUCUCAAUGCAAAAUAUUUGGAAUUUAUGUCUGAUAUGUCGAUACAGAGCCCUGAAGAAGCUGUCAUGAGGCAACACAUGAUAAAAGACAUACAUGAUCUCUUAAGAGGCUUGGAAUCAAGAGAAAGGCAAGUGUUAAUUCUUAGAUAUGGGCUUAAGGAUCAUCAGCCCAAAUCACUUGAGGAGAUUGGGAAGCUUUUCCAUGUGAGCAAGGAAUGGGUAAGGAGGUUAGAGAAGAAAGUAAUGACAAGACUUAGGAGUGAAGAAACCUGCAGAAAUUUAAGACAUUAUAUGAAUUCAUAGUUUUAUACUUUAUCCUAGAUUCUCCUAUCAUGCCUGCUUUUGAAGUUAAAGCUGGGGCUUUCUAGUCAUCCUAACUUGCUCGCUGCAAAGUUGGCUGGUUGAAUUUGGUAUGAUUGUUUUCAGUGUACUCACAUCAUUGCAAUCUUCAAGAGAGAGGAAACUACACCAACAAAGGAAGUUGCCUUUGCUUUUAUUGAAUUUGGUUCUUUGUCAGCUCAUUGUCAUUCUUCAUGGGCCUUGAGAUGCAUUUUUCUUGGAUUAAAUUUAAUAAUUCACCAUUUACAUCAAAUCCCACCUUAUAAAUUUAAUAAUUCACCAUUUUUCUAUGAUACUUUUCUUGGGGUCAUGAUAUAUGGAUUUGUAAAUUAUUAAUCAUUCUCUAUUGCUUGAUAUCCUGAUUGCAAAAGUCUUGUGGAGCUAUACAUAAGAAUUGCAUUUUCUAGUGUAUUAUAUUCUAUGAAAUGACAGUGAAUGGUUGUAGA